AUGAGUCCAAUCACCCUGCUGCAGCUACUCCUACUGCCACUCCUCCUCCUCACUUCCCUCUCCUCCUCUCGCCGGAUCCUCCAUCAACCAUUCUUUCCGGUCACCGGUUCUUCUCCUCCUCCUUCCACCACCACACUACCACCUUCCCUUCCUCCUUCUCCACAACCCAAAUACCCUUUCUCUUCCCAACCACCUCCUACUCCUUCCCACCACCGUUUCUUCCCUUUCUCCACCUCUCCUUCUUCUCCGACCACCGUCCCUUCCACCUCUCUUCCCACUUUUCCGGCCAACAUCUCUUCCAUCAUCCUUCCACCAUCAUCAUCAUCUUCUUCCAAAUCCCAUCUCUCCAGAAAACUUCUCUUCCUCUCUCUCGCCCUUUCCCUUCUUUCUAUCGCCUUUAUAGCAGCGGUGGCUGCCUCCCUCUUGUACCACCGGAACCACAAUCGUAAACCACCAUCUUCAGACAGUCUCCGGUUGUUUCCGGCUAACCUCCCCACCUCCGACAAGCCACCACCUCCUCCUCCUACUCUCCCCGACAACUUCUCCACCCCCAGCUCAGAGUUUCUUUAUCUUGGUACACUCGUUAGCCCCAUACACGACCAAAAGCAAACCAAUGCAGCCUCCGCAGCCUCCACCAUGGAAUCGCCGGAGCUCCAUCCACUCCCGCCAUUACCCCGACACGGUUUCCGUCACCACCACCAGAACCUGGACGACUGUUCUUUCACCGACGACACCGACGUCGACGAUCACGAAUUCUUCUCUCCAAAAGGGUUCCCCGUCGUCUUUGAAGCUACGGAACCACACAACUUCCAUGAAAGAAGCUCUAACUCAACGACGGUCGUGAAGUUGCCACCUCCACCGCCACCACCACCAAUGCCGCCACCUGGGUUCUCAGAAACACAUUUCCCGGUGCAAGAAUCGAGUCUCCAUGAACGAGAACGACCACCUGGAGCAACGGCGGCGGAGGUACAGAAUCCGACGGAGAAUGAGGAAAGGAAAGAAGAGAUUUUGAAGCCAAAGUUGAAGGCUUUACAUUGGGAUAAAGUGAGAGCAAGCUCAGAGAGAGCAACAGUGUGGGAUCAGUUGAAAUCCAACUCUUUUAAGUUAAAUGAAGAAAUGAUAGAGACGUUGUUUAUGGCGAGUUCGUCCAAACUGCCAGCAAAUCAUGGCAGCAAUCAAGCGAGGGGAGUCGCCAUGGCUGCAGAUAUGAACCAAAAGAACCGGGUUCUUGACACACACAAGUCCAGGAACAUCGCUAUACUAUUAAGGGCUUUUAACUUGACCAUUGAUGAAGUCUGUGAAUGUAUUCUUCAAGGUAAUGUUGACACCUUAGGUUCAGAACUACUGGGGAGCUUGUUGAAGAUGGCUCCAACAAUGGAGGAAGAAGAUAAACUAAAGGAUGCAUCUCCCUUCAACCUCGGUCCUGCCGAAAAGUUUCUCAAGGCCGUUAUCGAUAUACCGUUUGCGUUCAAAAGGGUCGAUGCCAUGCUUUACAUAUCGAAUUUUGAUGUCGAGAUCGAUUACCUUAUGAGGUCCUUCGAAACAAUUGAGUCAGCUUGUCAACAACUUAGGAACAGCAGAAUGUUCAUGAAGCUUCUCGAAGCCGCACUCAAGGCAGGAAACCGCAUGAAUAUCGGAACAAACCGUGGGGAUGCUUACGCGUUUAAGCUCGACACUCUCCUCAAACUUGUGGACGUGAAAGGCACCGAUGGGAAAACGACACUUUUGCAUUUCGUUGUGCAGGAGAUCAUAAGAGCAGAAGGGUGUCGGCUUUGGGGGGCUAAUAAUCUUGAUUUCACGACACAAAUUAACCAGCAAUCGGAACUCUGUGAUGAGGUCGAGUUCCGGAAGCGUGGACUCGAAGUCGUUUUGAGCCUUGGUGGCGAACUCUCGAGCGUUAAGAAAGCCGCCGUCAUGGAUUCCGAUCUGCUUUCCAAGGAAGUAAGGAGGAUAACCAUGGGCAUAACCAAGAUUCGUGAAGCGGUGACUCUCGAUGAAGAAUAUGUUUCAGACGGGAGAUUCUCCGACUCCAUGAAUACGUUUUUGAAGAAAGCAGAGGACGAUAUAAUCAAGAUUGAAGCUAAAGAGAAACUAUUGAUUUAUAUGGUGAAAGAAACUACCGAGUACUUUCAUGGGAAUUCAUCCAUGGAAGAAGCUCAACCUUUGAGGAUAUUCAUGGUGGUCCGCGACUUCUUGACCGUUCUUGAUCAAGUUUGCAAGGAAGUCGGAAAGAUCAACGAGAGAACCACAGUCAGCAUGCCAAUGAGCCAGACUCUUCCGUCCGCUUUUCCUUGGUUCAACGGAAGGCGGCACGUUGGCUCACCUGAUGGUAAAGACGACCCGACCUCGGACUAGUUAGCCCGAGAUCGGGUUGCUUGAUUGCAAUGGCUGACCCUUGACCAUCUGUAUAAAUUUUGGAUAGAAGAUUUUGGAGCAGUUUUUCUUCCUGUCCAAAAUUAAUAAUCACAUGUGAAUGUGAUGAUAAGUUGAGAGUAUUUCUAUCCAAUACUUGGGCUUCUUGUACACUUUUGAGUUAAAUUAUUUUACUCCAUGCCAUGUCCUUGCGUGAUAGAUUUGCAUUCUUUGAAUUGUUUAAAAUGCUUCUACAUAC
Molecule: messenger RNA, 2611 nt
Organism: Cynara cardunculus var. scolymus (artichoke)
Lineage: Eukaryota; Viridiplantae; Streptophyta; Magnoliopsida; Asterales; Asteraceae
Product: formin-like protein 2
Exons: 4
Coding region: 1-2355 (784 amino acids)
Biological process (GO): actin nucleation; actin cytoskeleton organization
Molecular function (GO): actin filament binding
Source: RefSeq, a predicted model, not a curated record